Messenger RNA from Adineta steineri, 1392 nucleotides. The record is from the annotation of a GenBank genome assembly. Lineage: Eukaryota; Metazoa; Rotifera; Eurotatoria; Adinetida; Adinetidae.
AUGCCUGCAUGUCCUCGUGCUGAUCAAUAUUCAUCAUUACCACCACCUGGUUUUGCUGAUAAUAAUUUUGCAUUAAAACGUGUACAAGUAAUUGAUUUAUUACAAAAACUUAUUGAUAAAUGUCAACGUGAGCCACAAUUUGUUGAACAACAACCACAACAAACAGAUUUAUUAGUUUCUACUGCGCAAUAUAUACUUCUACCGACUCCAAUUUCACCGGAUGAUAAAAGAGAUUUUCUUAAUAAUAUUAUACGGAAUGGACAAGAUUUAUUGAAUGAUGAAAAUCAAAUGAAUAAUGACGAAAUUACUUUAUCAAUCAAUUCCAUUUCUACAUUGAAUGAAGAUAAAGAUGCUACAUUAACUGAUCUUCCAUCCAUCACACCAAAUAAUGAUACUGAUGGAGAUUUUUCACUUGAUGAUCUUGCUGAUGAAUAUCUUAAAAAUGAGCCAACACCUUCUUCAAUAAAUGAUAAAUCACCACCUUCAAGUGAACAAGUUGAACCUGAAUUAACUCUUGAUGAACUUAGUAAAACUUAUUUUUCAUCAUCACCAGGAAAUGAUAUUUUAUCAAAGCUUUUAUUUUGUCCAUUAUCGAAUGAACCUAAUCUAGUUAAACCUCAACUUGAAACUAUACUUUUUCCAAGUCGUUUACCAUCGCAUGAUGCUGCUGAUGAUGCUGAUGGUAUUUGGAAAGAAGUAUCAAGUCCUUUUGGUCAAAUGUUUUGUACAAAAAUCGAUGAAACGCCAACAAUAGUAACAAGACGAGUUUCAACAUGUUUACUUGACUAUUCUCUUUAUGAACGUUUAACACGUCUUGUAACUCUUUUACCUAAACAGUGUAUUCGAAACAGUGCUCAACAAUUAUCUAUUCGAUCUAAUGCACAGCAAUAUCGAUCACAACGUUCGAAUAAUGAUAAUCGACGUCCUUCACAUCGGCCAUCUUUUCAACAAAAUUCAUCGCAAUCAUAUCAUAAUCAACGUUUUCCAUCUGGCCAAAAUUCUCGUCCAUAUAUGAACCAAAACUAUCCGAAUCAGCAAGGAAAUCCUGGUGGAUAUUUUGUUGAUCGUAGAUCACAACCACAAAACAGAUAUCCUCCACCUCAACCAUCGUUUGCUCCAUAUCCCAACGAGCAUCAACAACAAAAAGGUCCACCUAAAAAUAAUCCUCAUGGUGGUAAUAAUGGUCAGCAACAGCAACAGCAACAAAAGAAGAAGAAUCAAACUAAUAACCAGCAAGGACCAAACCAACAGGGAUCAAAUCAACCAAGACCAAAUCAACAACAACAACAUCAACAACAACAACGAAAUACAAAGAAAGGUUCUGGUGGUAAUAAACUGACUAAUGAAAAAUCAGGUGUACCUGGAUCCGGUCCAAGUUUAAAUCCCAAAUAA